AUGGUCUUGGCCACAAGGGCACACUGCUGGCUCAUGGCCGACCUGUCGUCCACCAGGACACCCAGGUUCCUCUCUGCAGAGCUCCCCUCCAGCAGCUCAUCCCCCAACCUGUACCGCUGCAUGGAAUUAUUCCUCCCCAGAUGCAAGACUCUACACUUGCUGUUGUUAAACCUCAUCCCGUUUUUUGUGCCCAGCUCUCAGCCUGUCCAGGUCUUGCUGAAUGGCAGCACGGCCUUCAGCCAAUCCUCCCAACUUCGUAUCAUCAGCAAACUUGCUGAGGGUGGCCAUUAUCCCCUCAUCAAGGUCAUUGAUGAAGAUGUUGAACAAGACCGGACCCAGCACAGACCCCUGAGGAACACCGCUAGUUACAGGCCUCCAACCGGAUUCUGCACCACCAACAACAACCCUCUGUGCUCUGCCAGUCAGCCAGUUCUCAACCCACCUCACUGUCCACUCAUCUAUCCCACACUUCCUCAGCUUUGUUAUAAGGAUGUCGUGGGGGACAGCAUCAAAUGCCUUGCUGAAAUCAAGGUAGACUACAUCCACUGCUCUGCCCCCAUCCACCCAGCCAGAGACAACAUCAUAGAAGCCUACCAGGAGAUGGCAUCCAGCACAGCUGUUCCAUCACCUUUCCAGGGACAGAGCUCUGAAGUGGAGAUGCCUCGAUGGCAGCACUUGAUGGCCUGGUUCGGCCCGGUUCCAUGAGCAGCAGGGCGGAAAAGGGAAACAGGGGAUCCCAAAAUGAUUGAAAACAGUGGCAACGA
Lagopus muta (rock ptarmigan) is the source of this 764-nucleotide messenger RNA. RefSeq lists its product as uncharacterized. The coding region runs from base 1 to 705 and encodes 234 amino acids. The transcript has 3 exons. The record is from RefSeq and is a predicted model, not a curated record. Lineage: Eukaryota; Metazoa; Chordata; Aves; Galliformes; Phasianidae.